AUGAGCGAGCUUCUUCCUAAUGGCUCUCUUGUGACUAAAGAUAACGGUGUGAAUGGGCUCUGGGUACCACCAGGAGAGAAGGUCACCCUGGGAGAUUUCUCGUCUCGUUGUUUUGCGGAUGCCGCAGUCUGUAAUAACUUUACUGUCUCCUUGCUAUUCAAGAUCAACGGAAGCAUUCCAGAGAAUGAGACAGUAGAUAUCAUUCAUCAGAUGCCUAUAACAGAUGCAAGUCAUCUUGUUCGGUUCGCUGUUUCAAAUAAUAACUCUCAUUUCAAGGCUGUUGCCAUUGUUUCUCGGGAUCUCAACGAGACAAUGGCCUCUGCUGUGUUUUCCUUCACCGAAAAAUGGAUUCACGUAGCACUUAUCUACAAAGGGCCAGGUGAUCUCGAGAUUUUCUUAAACGGAACAAAUGACAAAUUGAAUGCCUCCUCAGUUUACUUCAACGGUUCUAUCCCACAAGUCAGCAUGACUCUAGGGGCUUCCACGAGCUCCAAUGGUUUUUUCGCGAGCUAUUUACAGGUAUUUGAAUACGCGAUACAAGGUGAUGUCAACAGUUUAAAGGACGAAAGUUUCACUCAAGGUACGCUCGUCUGACGACUUAUCUCUGCUAAAAAAUGUUUUACCAAAGUUAAACUGUUUCUUAUAUAAAUUGUAAUUUUAAAUGAUCUCCUCCUCUUACUAUGUUUUUUUUCGUCCUUAGCCACAAACCCAGAUCUUACUACAGUGACAGUUAGGCAAUCUUCAAGAGUUUUUCAAGAGUCAGAUGGAGUCAUUACUAUCUUUAUCGAUAGAGAAGGCAACCUUGGUGUAGUAUCAGCCUUGAUGUGAGUGCAUCGAUGCAAAUUGAUUCGUUGUGUGCCAUUUUUAUUUAUGUAAAAUGUUGAAAGCCGCUUGCAGAAAUGGAAGAAAAAAAAAUCAACAACAACAACAACCGUACAACAAAAUCAAUGAAUUUGAAGUCUUGACGCAUUAUAUUUCAAAGCUAAAUUCCCGUAAUUGAAUCGUGAGCGACGCAUGCCGUAGUCUGAGAGUAAAACAGGAGGUGACAGAACAGGAAAUCAUUAUCUUCGUUUUGAGUAAAAUACAGAUUUUAAUAGUUUGUCUUUCAAUUCUUCUAAAUCAUUUCAGGUACACCCUGUCAGAGGGUACUUUGUCCAACAUUUCGGAUUUCACCAUGGAAGAUUUGUCAUACGGACAGCUCGUCUUCAAACCUGGAGAGGUUGUUAAAAGUUUGUCAGUGAACAUCGUAAACGACGCAUCGCCAGAAGUAAACGAAACCUUAAUCUUGAACUUAACAUCCCAAGAUGGGAUCACUAGUGUAACAGAAGAGAGUGUUCAGUUAGUUAUCCUGGAUAACGGUGAGUACUGUCAGGUCAGAAAAAUACUGUGGAUUGCAAUGUAGGUAAUCGCACCACGUGAAAUAUUCCAAGACGGUGUAGGAGUCUGCUGGAUUCUAAACUGGGGAUUCCGGACUCAGGCAGUAUUCCGGAUUCUUUGUCAGUGGCAAAACAUACCAGUUUCCACAGCUCAAACUUCUGGAUUCGAUAAGCAAAUAGUUCCAGGAUCCUUAAAUUCGGAUUACCAUACAGGAGGAAAAAGUUCAUGAGAAGAUAAAGGAUAAGACAGCCCAUUUCCUAUACUUGUUGUAGCAGUUGAACAGAAUCUUAUUUUCCGGUAUCCUCGGAGACCGAGGGGCAGUUAGUCCGGACAAUAGAAUGUUCGUGGUGAAUGUUUACUGCAAGUUCGUCUCGAUCUUACAGUAAACUUUCACCACGAACAUUCUGUUGUCCCGACUAACUGUCUCUCGGUCUCCGAGGAUGAUUUGCUAGGCACUUUCACUAAGUUUUGUAAUAAGAAAAUGAAGGGAAAUUAACUACAUCACAUCUUACAUUUUUAAGUUUUGAGUUCCUUGACAUCCAUGUAAAAAUAUAUUUUAGAUAUAUACCGUCAUUGUAUAUAACACUAACUUUAUCGGAGGGUAUGUCAGGAUCAGAAGAAUUAUAGCAUGGUCAAUACUAACGUGUUUAUCUUAAAUAUUUAUUCAUCCAUUACAUUGGGCCGUUUAAGUGGGAGCCCUAGCUUCACGUUAAGGUACCUUGAUAAGAUGUUAUGUGAACCUUCAGGUUGAAUAAAUACUAACGUUUUUUGUCUUAAUUAAUCGUUUGUGACGCGUAAAACAUCCCAACCAGAACAAUACUUCGAGGUGGUUAUAACAAAACAAAACAAACAAACAAACAAAAAAGAACAACAAGAACAACAACCAUGAACAACAAUCAGUGAUUAAUUUGUAACAUCUUGUAGAUAUCGACGAAUGUGCAAGCGGUCCUUGCCAAAACAAUGGAACCUGCAGUGACUUGGUAUUAGACUACAACUGCUCCUGUACUCCGGGCUAUGCUGGAAAAAAUUGCACUUUAGGUAAGAUACUAUAAGAAAACGUCUUGACUUCUUGCCCUUUUUUUCAAUCUUUUUAUCUUGCUUAAUCUUUGGUUUUCAAAACAUGAACGAUAAUUAAUUUUGUUCGGCGACGGUACGUGCCGACGGUACGUCGACUUAAUGUUUUAUUUAAGUUGUUCCUCUUAGGCAGUAAUUCAGCUAUUUCUUGUUCGUGAAACGUGUGAAAUGUUCCGUCUUUUUCUACAGCUCUACCAAGACGACGACGUUUUUUCGGUUACGGUCCUUUUUCUGCCGUUUUAGCGGUUUUAACCUCAUUUAAUCGGAUAGUGGAAACGCUUUCCAAAUUUGGUCAACGGUAACUGGCUAUGAAGAAUUAGCCGGGAGAUUUGAGCCAAAAUGAAGAAACAUUUUGGAUAAAUAAUUCUAAAGGACUGUGCAAUAAUUAUCAGGAGGGGGAGGGGGGGGCCUGAAAAACUAAAGUUAUCUAGCAAAAACUUAAAAAAUACCCCCCCUCCAAAACAAAAAAAAUCGGUUCUAACCCCCCCUCUGUUAUGUUAAAAAUAACGUCGCACCCCCCCCGUCCCAAAACUGGACUGAGCUGUCAUCACAGCUUCAAUAAUGACAAACGUUAUUAUGUAACAUCUAGUAUCGAGAAGGAUGUUGAUCGCUUGACUGAAGAUUUAGACAAAGCAUUUGCUAAGUACUGGGGUGCUUACCACAUUGGCUCAAAAUCUAAAAUUUCUGAAGCCAGAAAAGAGAAAGGAGCAGGGAAAAAAAAUCAAAGAACAGGAGAUUGAACGCUUCAAAUAACAGACGUAAAAGAGCUUGCAUUAUAUUUAGAUCCCUGGGAGGAUAGCCUGUUGAACUUUGUUAUGAGCCACAUAUAUAUGGAAUUCUGCAAAUCGAUUCAGUCGAUGAAGAAACGUUACUUUUUGUCACAUCAAAAACUGACAAAGCUUGUCUACGAGAUCUGUUUGAUUCCCAUUGUUUUAUGGGGGAAGCUGAAAAACAAGUUCAUGAUUUUUGCUUUACAUAGGAUCAGCUCAAUUAAUUAGAAGACGGGUUAAAAUUGAUCAGUUGUGAAUUUGCUUUUCAUUUUGAUGGAAUAUUUUCAAUAAUCGUUUAACAGCUGUUCGUGUUGAUAUUUGUUACAGUCUAUCAUGAUGCCUGUAUUGAGAAUCUUUUAUUGCGUUUAAUUUUAUUUACAUUUCGAAUAAAACUUAAGGUCCCCCCUCCGUCAAAUGAGUGAUUUUACUUUGAGCCCCCCCUAUCUUGGCAGCAAUUUUAUGUAAUGCCCCCCCUCUGGUUUUAGGCCCCCCCUCCUGAUAAUUAUUGCACAGUCCCUAAUUAAACCCAAAGUGUCAUUAGUGUUCUGAGGUAAUACCCGCAUGUACUUCCUUUGUCCUUUGCAGACACCUACACUUGGUACUUGUUUCCAGUCGGUGAAAAUCGCCUCUACGGUUACGAGCCAAUGUUAAACAUGUCUUUUGAAAGCGAUGAGCUGUCUUCUGGUAUAAAAGUGGCCACGAAGAAGAACGUACUAGGAAUCCAAAUACCACAGGCAAGCGAAAUCGACUUAGGAGACUUCGCCAGUCCAUGUUUUAAGAACGCCACUGUCUGUAGUGGCUUCAGUGUUUCAUUUUUGGUUUAUAUCGUGGGGCCAGUGAACGUGGGAGAAAGUAUGAAAGUACUGGACUCUAACUCAUCACUUCGAGGCUCCUAUCACGUGCAAUUUAUUGUAAGAAGGACUGCUGCACGCCUGGAGGGACAUGCCUAUGUUGUUGGUGGUAAUUCUUCAACUAUUCUUGAUAGAAAAAUAGCUUUUCCUGCAACUGAUACCUGGGUUCACGUGGCUAUUGUGUACUCAGCAGUUUCCACCAGUCUUGAACUGUAUGUGAACAGCGUUAUGGUGACAGCUGGUGACGCUGUGGUAUCUUCUCCUUGGCAAAGUGACAACUCUGCUGUUCACUUAUCAUUAGGUUCAAGGACAAACGUUCAUGACAUCUUUGUCAGUUACUUGCAGGUCAUCAAGGGCACCCUAACUGCCACGGAAGUGGCACAACUAGAAAAAGAAAGUCGAGAGCAAGGUAAGUCAACUAAGUUCGUGCGGUGUACACAUUUUCCUGGAGAGGUCAUUUUUGGCUUAAUAAUGGGGAAAAAGGUUGAAUGUUUUUUUUCUCGCGAAAUAGUGCCUCUUCUUUCCUCAAGCUGCCUUAAAAAUUGUCCUUUCGAAAAAUACUUUCUUGAAAGAGUUGCCUCUUAUGUGGUAGAUAUAUGUUUUACAACAUGUUUUAUAAGAAAUCGGGAUAUUUUUUCGUUUGAUUUCGCUGUUUGUAUUCAGGUAAAAUGUUUUUGCAGUAAGAACAUGUUAGAGUUUUUUAAUUAAUCUUAAGUUCUCAAUCCUUCCAGCGACCAGCCCAUUUAUGGUACAUUUGGAAUUAACAAAGAAAAACAUUGUUGCAAGUGAAGAUAUUGGGAAUGUUACAUUGACUUUACGGCGAAAUGGAAACCUUGUUUUGGCUUCAGUAAUCAAGUAAGUGACUAAGACAAUCUUUAGUAAAAUCACUCAAACAACAACAAAAAUAUUCAUUAGCAGGUGAAUUUCCUUCUUCGUCUUCUUCCUUUGAUUGGUAGCUGAGUUGUUAACUCCGAUUUUAGGAAAUAACUCCAUAGUGGAGAAUAUAUUUAAGCGUAUUUCUGACACCCUUAGGCAGAUCUAGACACGGUAUGAAAAAGUAAGCAGAAAAUAUUUUUUACCAAAAUGUUUUUUCCUUUCCUUUUGUUUUGUUUUUGUUUUGUUAUUUUUUAAGUUAUUCAAUAAAAGAAAUCACUGCUACGGCCGGGGCUGACUUCUCUGGAGUUCCAGGUAGUGGUGAAGCGGUUAUCCGGCCUGGGGAGACAUCUGCUGACAUCUCAGUGGAGAUCAUAGACGAUGUAAUCUCUGGUGAAGGAAAAGAGACAUUAUCUGUAGCAAUAUCUACAUCAGAUAACGUAACAACGUUUUCGGAAGUGGAAGUGAAUAUCACUAUACUAGACAAUGGUAUGAAUAUUAAAGCACAGAAAUUUUUUCGGGUUAAUUUGCAAUUUAUUGCUUAAAUUGGUAUUACAGCUGCGACGAUCAUAUCUUCAUUGAAAUUUGUUUUCUGCAGUUCACGUCAUCUUUAUUCUAUUUUAUUUUCUUUCAUGGUUAAGACGAAUUCACCUAAUUGACCUGUUCUAAAAUAUACGUCUUUAUAGCUCAGUUGAUGGAGCUUUGCAGCACUAACGCAGAGGCCAUGCGUGUCUAAAUCCCGUUCAGUUAAAGCCCCGAUAUUAUUUUCGGGUUUAUUUGCAAUUGCUUAAACUGCUAGUGCAACUGCGACGAUCAUAUCUUCAUUUAAAUUAGUAUGAACACUGUUAUUAACUAUUAGGACUUUCUUUGGUUUGUCUUACCUUUUGCCGAGUGGAUUGCCUCAUGUUAAUAAGAUAGCCUUUGAAAAGUCUCUAUAGUGCGAGAAAGCGCAAAGAUGGCGUGCGCUCCUUUUCCCUAAACCACGCUUGCCGACAUGAUUUUCGCCUGUUCCAUUUACCCUGUUCGUUGGCGAGCAAAAAGACGACGGCCUAAUUCUUGCAACUGAUGUUAUUGCUUAUCCGUCGCAGUUAUCUUCAAAAUUUCUAAAACUAAAUUUCCCUUCAACUGUGAGAAAGUUUUUUUCCCUAACUGACACCAACCACGUUUUCAUCAUCAGUUCUUCUAUUUCCAAUAUUACUGUAUUCUAUCUUGAAGCAGGGCUUCCGAAUCCAAAGCUCCGUGCCUAUAAAAGCAUUUGGUGACUUAUCGAUGCGAGAAAUUUUGGUUCUGAUGUUAGCGCACGCCGUCCCGCCCGCCCAGCCAUACAUACUUUAAUAAAGGAGAAGAGAAGACUUUGUCGAGGAGGGAAGGGAAGCCCCAGACACGAACGCUUACGUAAGCCUUGGCGAAACGUUAGCCUUGGCGAAACGUUAGCCAGUUUAAAUUCAAACACGGCAUUUUCAUGUCUUACCCUUUUGUGCUAUGGUUACUCAAUAACCCUUUUUUAAAAUUUAGAUAUCAAUGAAUGUGCUUCCAAUCCAUGUGUUAACAGCGUGACCUGCAUAGAUCUUCAUCUCAACUUCAGCUGCAUAUGUCAAAUGGGAUUCACAGGGAAUAAUUGUUCUCAAAGUAAGUUUACCGGUUAAAAAGGCUCCCUGUUUUAAUACGUCUUAUAUUUUGACACUGCUACGGCAAUAAAUUCCUUACGUAAAGAAAAACAGUGAGAGCAUUACUUAAAAACUACUUAUAAUAUUAUGUUGUCAUACAUGUACGCAGCUAAAAAGCUGAUGUAGACCUGCAAAAAAAAUAUUUCCUACUUAAAGAUUCAAAUAAUACGAUAUAAUACAAUAAUAUCCCAUGCAGAUUUUAUAAUUCUAUGAUUCUAGUGUAUGAUAAAUAAGUAAAUAACUAAACACAUAACGGCUUGGAAACUAAAAUUUCGAGGACGUUUUUGGACUUUUUACAUUUAGGGCAUGAAUUUUUCGUCAUUUCAGGCCAUGGAACCUAAAAAUGAGCCUAGCUAGCUGUAAAAAGGGGCAAUACGGAGGCAAUACGUCCUAGCCGGCAUGAUCACAUGCUGUUUACGGAAAAUUCCCUCAUCCAUGUCAGGAAAUUCUGUAUUUUAAAGCCUCCCCUAGGGCAUGACUCAGCAAUUGAGGACAUUUCUGCUAUGUUUUCAUUGUUGGUUAGCAUGCAAGGAUUUUUCGCAUGCCUAUCGUCAAUGAUUUGCUCACUGGUAAUAGAGGGGGUGGCCCCAGAGUGGUUUUGCAUUGAAAUUGGCAUGCAACAGAAUUUCGCAUGCCCUGUAAGCAUAAUUUGAGGUUCUGUGACCUUCUCACCCAGGCCGCGAGAAGCCUAGGUUCUAGUAAUAAGUAAUUCAUACCCAGCAAAAUCUCCGGCAUGCCGGGCAUGCCAAAUUUUCUGACAUGCCCGGCAUGCUAAAUUCUCUGGAAUGCCGGGCGUGCCAUAAUCUGGGUCAUGCCGGGCAUGCCAAAAUCGGUCUCUGGCAUGCUCUCAACGCACAGGUUAUAAUUCCUUGAAUCUACAGAUAUUUUAAGCCUGGCUAAAAACAAAAAAAAAACUAAACAGAUCACAGUGCUUAUCUUUUGAUGUACGGUUACACGAUGACGUCAUUGCUAUUCCUUUCAUUUUCAUAGAUUUGGUUGUCCCAGAGAACUUUAAAUAACAAAAGCUCUAAUUUUCACAAGCAAGUAAAACCCUGAGGGAUUCGUCCGUAGUAAUAAAACAGCGUCAUCGUGGAGAUGACCUGUUGGGGGAUUGUAAAAACUCCUCACCCCUUUUAAUGAGUCUUUAAUAGGAUUCCCAUUUCACAUUGCGAAUAAAAUGGAAUUGACUGAAAUCAGUAAAAAGAGAGACAGAGACUAUUUUCAUUGUAUAAUAAAAUGCAUCUAUGUUCCAUGAAAGCUUUUAAAAAUACAAGGUUAUAGAAUAUCUUUCAAAGUUCAUUACAAACUGAGCUAAGCCCCAAAAUCACUGUUCAUUAUUCAGUAAAUUAUGAUGUUUGACAAUGCAAUGUGCUUGAAUAUAAAGUUGCAAUUACAAAUCUCUCUAACGCAAUUUUCCCUACGUUAGAAAAGCUGUUAGAAAGUCUGAGUUCCUCUUUCUUGUUUUGUAGGCUUGCCAGGGAUUAAUGUUUUUGUGUCAUUACCAGUGUCUGUGUUCUUUGUUCAUAACUCAAAGUAAGUCAGUAAUAACUGACAGUAUCAAAGAAUAUUGCUCUCUAGAAAAGUAAUUAUCUCCUCGUCAUGUCUGGAAGUUACCUGUAACAAAAAAGAAAUGGAAUGUUAACACAUGCAAGGGCAAUAUGAAAAAAAGAAAUAGAACAUCUAGACUCAGCUUCUCUUAACAUAUUUUCAUACUGGCUUGUUGAGUCUGUUAAAGGUCGCAACUAAUUGUCUGAGGCUAAUUUCACAAGAGUGUGCAAUUGAGAUAAAUGCAUGGUAAAUAAAGUGAAAGAAACGUGGUUUCACAUUAGCCAAUUUACAUUGCGCUGUUCGAUGAUGUUUACACGCUUUUCUACUGCGAAAUAAACCUUUGCAUUUGGAUUUGCAAGUCAAGAUUAUACCGAGUUUGACUGACACUUGUUGAACAACAGUUUCAUUUUUAAGCAGGUAAGGUGUAGACCCAUAUAAAGCCGGAAUAUGUAAAGGAAACUCAGCGAAAACUUUUUCGCAUCUUUUUGUGGCGAUAUUCUCUCACGGCCCGUCAACUGAUUAGGGGUUGCGAAGAAAAAGUAAAUUAGGACCAAAGGUUAAAGCCUGUCCGGUUACAUCAUUUCGUAUGUUACCUAGUGUUCUAAUAAAUAGGUCAUAAAAUAGGAUUUAACGAGUACGAAUUUUUUUCUCAAUCGGUGUAUAAAAAAGUGAGGCUAUCAAAUGAGAAGUUUAUAGAGUAUCAAAAUUAUUAAAUUAAAAGCUCAUAUAAUUAGGAAAAUUCCUAUACGAAAAUAAUGCUAGUGACAUUAAAUUGAUCAGAUAAAAUUCUCAGAAAAUAUGUCGAAUAAAAGCCUCAUUGUUUGCUUUUGUUUUUGCGUAAAGGUAAAUUUUUCGGCCCACAAAGCAAAGUUGAAAAAGCGACUAAAUCUUAGUUUUUUACAUUGAACAUGUUUAUUAGCUUAGUUUUCGUCCGUUUUAAAAGCUUUAUAACCCAAUCAUAAUUUAAUCAUAAAAUAGUACAAAAUCAUUUCAAAAACCAUGUUCAUUGAAAGUAGAGCCGGCAAACGUGAACAUUUUGUAAUUCAAAAGUCGGACCCAGCCAGAUUGUUUAAGCUUAGAAUUAUUUGCAUUUUAGCGUCCUAUAAAUUUACCAGAAUCGCCUCUCAGAGGCUUACUGUAGCCAUAGUUAUUAGAGGAGACUGGUUAUAAAAAGCGGCAAACAUCAAUGAUAAAAACAACAGUGCUGCAGUUUAUGUUCAAAGCACCGUGAAAGUGCACAAUCUUUUGUUUUCUGUUGGCAAAUUGUUACGGAAUAAAUUAAUGCAACGUUUUUAUUGGUCAAUACAAUCAAAAUGAUAGGAAUUCUUUUGAACGUUGUGCACUUUCAGGUCCACAAAAACAUAUAACAAAGGAGUCUGACGGGUUUCAUAACCAUUCCACUCAAUUAACUAUGCUGUAGCAAAGCAUUUUGUAGUACACUCGUAGACAAGCAAUGUAAGCCUUAAGUCUUUGCAUGGAUGAGAUGUCCAAAAGAAAAAUUAGUUUUGUGGACCUAAACGCACAUUCACAGAUUGCUUAUAUUGAGUUGUUUACAACUUUGCACUGACACACGCGGCAUGUUCAUUUUUUUAAAGCGAAAUCCAAAUCUGAUUUUGGCAUUUGAUUUACGGAUAUUUUAUUUUGUCUCCAAAAGUGAUUGUAAUAUCCGUUUGAUUGUCUUUCAAACAACAGUCAAACUAUGCAGCAAAAAUAAGUAACUUUACCAGUACAGUGAAAAAAAUAUGACCGUAGGUGCCAAAAAUAAUUAUACUCGAGCUAUAAAAUUAGAUCUGACUUUUUUUAGCUUUGUUUUCUUAUUAUUGAAGUUUUCUCUAGUCUUCUUAGCAGCAGAAGAAGAUUACAAGACAUACAAACAGAAACAAUCCGAAGUGAACGAGAUGACAACCACUUUUGCCGGAGUUCUUAGGCAUGCUCAACAGCAAGAUAAACUGAAUGCCUAAAGGCUAAUUCACGGGAUUUGUUCAAUAUUCAGGCUUUUUCUUUACCAAAUUAAUACUAAAUUUGUACUUACAGUCUCUCGCAGAAUCCAUUUCUUGUUCAGCAUUCACCAACAUCUCAACCAUGCACCGCAGAAAAAAAAGACAAACAAGUGCGAAGAGACAUGACGACAUCGUGACGCCACAACUGCUACGCUACAACAAACUAGAUUCAUCGUCAUCCGAAAACACUUCUGCGGAAAUUCGGCCGAUUUCGUGCGUGCUCGGGGUAUCUUCGGAUGACGCAGAUGACGUUGCUCAAAGGACUAUCGUCAGCAAGGACUAAAACAGUUUGCGAGAUUCGCAUAGCCGACAAGGAGCGCACUGAAAAACUAAGCAAAAUCUCUCUGAGAAGGCAGUCCAAAUUCACCAAAUCAGAACGUCUUUGCAGUAUUAACGUCGUACUCUCGUACUGACUUGAACGACCUGGUAAGCUUAAUUUUCACCAGUCAUUUAAUGCUGUUGGCCGGGAAACAUUCCGACGCCAUAAAACUUAAGCAUGGAUAAGUUCAUACUGAGAAGAUUUGUUAUCUUAUUGUUUAAUUAAGACGCUUUUCCCCGAUCAAAUUUAAAUCUGGACCCAGAAAUGUCAGUAUCGGUUUGAAAUAAAAGGAUUGAUCUUUGAUUGCAAGUUAAGUAUUCUAUUUUACGCAUGAAUAAUGUUGUUUUGUUGUGCUUUUUAUUUAUAAAUCCAGGCUUCUGUCUUCAGUUUUGCCAGUCGAUCCCGUGACACACAUUAUGACAAAACAUGACUUUUUUUGUUAUAAUCUGCAUUUAUUGCCAGGCAUGAAACCUGUAACUUUAAGCUCCCUAAGAUAUAUUUGGCGAUUAUAUGUGAUUCUCAGGAUAUGAUGCUGACGCGAACAUCAAAAUCAGUCUCGCUGGGCAUGCCAAUUUCUUGCCUGGCAUGCCGGGCAUGCCAAACCAAGUGGCUUCACCAUUGGCAUGCCCGGCAUGCCAAACCAGAGGAGCAAAAACUUGGAAUGAAUUAUCAACCCGGUGAGAGAUCUGGGACCUAAGGUUGGCUGGGUCAAUUUUGGGCUGCGAGGGCAUGAACCCAUUUUUUCCAUGCCUAUGAGAUGUUAUUUCUAAGUACCAAUGUUCCCUUGAAUUUUGUCAUGCCUAAAUAUAUAAAAUUUUCCCUCUCUCAUUAAUCCUUAGACUGGAUGCGAUUUUUACGCUCGCUAGGCAUGCUCAACUGAAAAUCAUGCCCAUACCCUUAUUCAAAACAAAAUGCUAUCAAAUUUUAGUUUCCAAGCCGUUACAUCAUUGGAACAUAAUAGGGUACAGCCUAAAAGUAUAAAAAAAUUUUGAAUCUUUUUUGUUGAUAAUGACAGCAGCCUCUUCCUGGAAGUUGGUGUUAUUAAUAAUGUUCCGGGCCUUUUUCAGGCUAAGUUUGAAGGUCUGUGCAUUUUCGUUGGGGAGUCAGACUGUUCCAGAUUAGUGGUCCUCUAUACCUUAAACUAUUUCUAUCUACUCAUAUUUACAUCGGACGAUUUAAAAAAUUGAAACCUUCUGCGCAUGUCGUAUCCAUUGUCCUCCUUCUUCUUAAAAAGAUUGUUGGUCUCAGUUUCGAUAUUACCAUAGUAUACUCGAUGCAUAAGAUCAGGUUAAUAACCUUCUUUUAUAUAUGUAGGAAAAUGUUGCCAGUUGGCCCUAGCUCGACUUUGCUUGUUAUUUAACUCUGGUAGUAGAUUAAAUAUGGUUCUGGCUGCUCUAGCAUUCCCUCUGUUUUAUCAAUUAAUAAGGCUGGGGAGCAAUUUCUGUUCCCCAGACAGAGAUAGAAUAGACUACACAGGGAAUAACUGUCGUAAAGUAAAUGUCUUCUCUGACCUUCCUGGGAAGAUAACUCAUUCUUUUAAUGGAACCAGCCUUUUAAGAAAAAUAUUUGCAUGAACUAGAUAUCUGUGCAGACCAUGACAGAUUCUAAUAAAGCGCUUUUACAGCAAAAAGGUCUUUUUAUUUGGAAGCCUAUAUAAUCUACACAGUGUUUUUAUAGCUCAAUAUAAACAUUUUAAUCGGUCUGGAAAGCAGCUUUCUAUUACAUUGUGCGACAUAUUUGACUGUAAUAUUUAACUUUUGUACUAGUGAUAUAAAGAGACACUUUUUCUUAUCCCCAAAUCAUGGGUUCUUUUUCUUAGCACAUCGGGUACGAGUUUUUAAGAAGUUCAGGGAAUUACACUAGUAUGUUCCUCUCUCGUAAUUAACAUCUCCUCUCUUCCGGUUAAACACAGGUACUUCUAUGUGUCAAGAAAAAACCUAUACAAUAUUGUAAACAGAACAAGAGAUAUACAGCUAACUGAGUGGGUGAAUGUAUGAAUGUCUUAGUUAAGCUUAGUUACAUAUGAAGUGCUGAAAUUGUUUUCAUGUCCCUCUACAGAUAUAGAUGAUUGUUCUAAUGGGCCAUGUGAAAACGGAGGUACCUGCAUUGAUCUGUUCAACGACUUUAACUGUACAUGCCCACUGGGAUUCACCGGAAGAAACUGUAGUAUUAGUAAGUGCUCCUUACUGUCCAAAAAUUGAAGCUGUCAGUAUGGUUCUCAGGACGCCAGAGACUAUAUCAUGUGCUUUUUCUAGUUUACAUGUUUGAAUCUGUUCGCCCAGCAGCACUAGUUGCACCCGUUGCACGCGAGAAAAAAGAAUGGUGCCGAUUUAUCGAGUUCUCUAUCUGGAUCUCGAGUGACAAGUCCGACUACAACGGAGGCUAAUAAUAUGACCCUUCGCUAGAUUACUUGACAGGGCAACUGAUCGAAGCUUUUUAUUUUAUUUAUCUUCUUAAAGGAUAGUGAGUUGACAAUGUCUGAUACAUAAUAAGCAAGACUUUAAAGAAACGGUUCUGUUUUGGUGCAAAAGGUACUAUUUUUAUCUUCAUCUAUUUAUUUUUUUGCUCAUUAUUUUAUGUCUGUUUUCAUAGAUAUCAACGAUUGUACUCAUAGCCCCUGCCAGAAUGGUGGAAGUUGUAAUGAUUUGAUUAAUGACUACAACUGCACUUGCGUCCCUGGAUACACUGGCAAAAACUGCUCUAAAGGCAAGAAUGACUUUCCUUUCAAUUAACAAUACCUUUUACGAUGAAGUGUUAAAUAGAGUAACAAUUCCAAACAAAUAACGAGUGGAGGAAGUUUAGAUUUCCGAACAACCCCAUUUAUUUAUUAUGCUGGGGCGUCUUUGAUACAAUUUAACACAAACAUGAUGUACAGUAGUUUUUAUUCUCUCCCUAAGGGAUUUUCAGAGUUAAUUUACAAUUAAUGAUAUAAUUUACAUAUUAUUAGAAACUGAAUCAUAGGAUAAUGCAAUUCUAGAACUCUGAUCGGCGUAGCCAUCAUGGAAUACGAGCCAUUAUACCAUGCUCUCAAAAUAUGGUAAUUAUACGAGUCUGCUCAAAAUUAAAAACAAGCUGAAAAUCGAUUGUUUUUAAAUGUCAUAUAAAGUCGGGAAGAAUUCUGCAUAUUUUGUGGGCGUUUGUUCCACUCGCGCCUGUUGGAUCUGAGAUGAUUGUAGCCAACUCGGCGCUACGCGCCUCGUUGGCUAAUCGAUCAUCUCAUAUCCAACGCGCAGUCGUGGAAUAAUUGUCAAUUAUACAUCUAGCCGAAUUUAGCAAAAUCGCAUCAGCUGGCAACUCUAGGCCACACAGCUUAACUUGACUUAAAUAAAGGGGCUAAUGGCCAAUAUUUUAAAGAAAUUGCGCUCUUACUCGUAAGCCCUCUAUGGUGACUGUCUUCUUGGUCCCUGACUAGCAAAGAAAUAUUCAAGUCUAUCAAAAAGACACUCUCAACUUGACCAUCUCUGGCUGCUUUAAGGCCCACGAGAUCGAGGCAGCUCUAGCUAAGACUAAAACUAGCCCUAAGCAGAGAAUUCAAGGCCUCAUCAUCCCCUGUCCUGACACAGCCUUGCAGCCAAGUACAUCGGUGAGGGGAAUCCUUUUAUUGGCAAAUCGGCCAACAUCAUCACUGAACUGAUUCUCGAGAGAGAUUAACUGACCAUGCGACGCUUUUGAAGAACCUCCCCCGCCGCGGAGGAUUGACAUGGAGGCCCCUUCACAUCCCAUGGCAAGUUAGCUUAGGGACUGACCUUAACGAUGGGACAAAUUAAGAAAGAAAAUUCUCACCGCAGGCUGUGCGAAUAAUCUGGGCCUUUUUCAGGCACGUUUUAUAUAUAUACGUAUUCCGCAACAGUAUUCAAAGUUAUCUUAAAAAAAAGUCAAAAUUAGACUUAUAGUUUGGUACAUAAUUCACUUUAACAUUGUGCUUAAAACUGGCGGAGGAUUGACUGUUUCUUGUGUUGGCACUGAGAGAAUUCCAUAUGUUGACUGAGCAAAAUUGAAAAUAGCGUUGAGUGGUGGUUGUUUUACAGUGGAAAGAUCUAAAUUAACACUUUGUCUAGUAUUAUAACAAUGCACAUCUGAUCUCUUGCUAAUUUAACUACUUAAAUACGACGGGGCAUAGCCGUUUACAAUUUUGUACAUUUGCAUGUACACCGCGCACCAGCAGUUGAUCUUUUUAAAGAAAGGAAAGGCAUCCUAAUUCCUAAAGGAACGGUGGGAUAUGGUCAAACUACUUACGAGUUGUAACUUCUGUAUGUUCUGUUUGAAAGUGCUUGCCCAGACCGUUGAAUAGUAUAGAAACUUACUGAAGACAAGAUGAGUUAAAAUAGCUAAAAGUAGGGGUUUAGAAAAUAGGUGCUUGACCUAAACGUACGUAGAAGGGGCGAAGUCAGAUCAUUAGUAUAAUGGCCAAGACUUUGACUGAGGGUACAGAAAUAAGAUCCUGACUAAGGAGAGUUAUAGUAACGCCCUUUACUCUAUUCAGGAGCUACCUUGUUCCAAACAAAAUUAGUUCAGUUUUACUUGAGUUGAUCAUCAACUGCUUCGAGCAACUCCGACCAGCAAUAUGGCGAAGGUCUUUUAUGAUUUUGGCAAGACAGGAAUCGGUAUCCUCUGAAGAAAAGGAAAGAUAAACCUUUGUGUCGUCAGCAUAGGAAUUGAUACUUUGAGACUUGACUGCGGAAGGUAGAUUGUUCAUAUAAAAACCAAACAAUAUGGGUCCUAUGAUGGAUCCCUGGGGUACUCCCUGUGUGAAUGUAAGUUCUUCAGAUCGUUAAGCGCCAAGUAGAGUGGACUGCUUGCGAUUGGUAAGGUAGCUUUUAAACCAUCCAAGGAACUGAUUUGAUGCACCCAGAUUACGCAGUUUGAAGAGACGUGUUUUUAUAUGCAAAUGCUUUGAUAAGGUCUAUCAGGACUUUAUUUCUUCCAUGGCCCUGAAUAUGUGAUUAGUAAUAAGCAGGCUUAAGGUUUCUGCAGAGUGAUACUUGCAAUUCCCGCUUUGGUGUUGAGUAAGCCUAUUACGCUGAGACAAAUACUUGUCAAACUGAGUUAGAGCAAUGGGUUAGAGCAAUGUAGCUGACAUGGGGAUAAGUAAAGAAAAUUGUAACAGUUCAAAAUCGAUCGCUCUUCAGUUACUGUACUCAGUCAGGGUAUAUAAAAGCCUUUGAGGCUGCUUGCUACCCGUGAAUUGAGAGUGUAUUACUAACAUGAGAAGUGUAAUUGGUAUCUGUUUUCUAAUGUCUCACUUAGCAGCCAGUGAAGUAAUAACAACACUGUCAUGUAUUCUUUUUAGAAUCCUACCUGUGGUAUCUGUUUCCAACUGGAGCGAACCUUCUUUAUGGCUAUAAUCCGGCGAACAAUCAGUCAUUUUACAGCAAGCUUUUACCAUCUGGCGCCACAGUCAGCCGCAAGGACGGGUUUCGUGGACUUUGUAUACCAUCAGCAACAGAAGUUAUUCUUGGUGAAUUUGCCGACCAGUGUUUGAAACAAACUUGCGACGAAUUUACUAUUUCAUUUCUGGCUUAUAUUAAUGGAACAGUGGCCAGAGAUGAAGAGGUGCAAAUAUUAUAUUCCACUCCUGUGAGCCAAGGACAAUACCAUUUACAGUUUACUGUCACAAAGACUGUUUCACGGUUGCAAGGCCAAGCAUUCAUUGUGGGCGGCAAUUCUACAAAUCUUCUUGAAAGAAAAGGAACAUAUCCAGGCGUGGACAGAUGGGUCCAUGUUGCCAUUGUUUACUCAAAAUCCCUUCAUCAACUUGACUUGUAUUUUGACAGUGUAAGGGUAGCAGAUCCGAACUCGACUAUAAAUUGGGAUAACAGUGGAGAAAGCGUUAAUAUUUCACUAGCUCACAGUGGAAAUGUGAGAGAUAUAUGUGUGAGUUACUUUCAGAUAAUAAGAAACCUGUUAACUGAGCUGGAAAUAAAACAGUUGGAAGAAGAAUGUCGACAACAAGGUAAGAUUGUAAGAAAUUGAUAGACUGAAGGUCCCGGGCCACGGAAGCUGUUUUACCCAUUUAAGAUGGAAGUUUUCAGUUACAAAAGGGACAACAACCACCACCGUGACCACCAACAACAAAUAGACUGGCUAGGGGAUUAGAUACGUGGUUAACAAUUCUAAAAAUAAUGAUUUUAAAAUAUGUCUUCGGGGCCAGUAAAAUUAAUUACGUGUCGCAGCUACGUAACAUUUAGUGCCUACAGACUACAUGAAGAAUAACAUAUUUUAGUGUCCUUGGCCAAAAUAACGGUGAAAUUGAGAGUGCUUGUAUGCAGCUUCCGAUAGAGCCUGGAGGUUUCUGUGGCUAGAGAGCCCAAACAAAUGAAAGCAGGCUACUUAACCGCAACAAACAGAAGAAUGCAUGUAUGUUAUACGAUACCGCUUCGUUCUUGACUAUGUAAAUGUGCCUACUAUGCGCAUUGUAAAAAGGUUGUGCGCUAGCAUGUUCCGUUUGUACACAAGUGACGCUCUACGACAUUUGCACUUAAAGAACCUUUAUCCAUUGCUUGCUCUUCAUUCCUUAGCCUUCCUAAAACUGCCCGUUCAAUUGUCAUGAACAAUAUGUGAAAAGCCCUUAUCGCAAAUAAAUUAUAUAGAAAAUAUACCUUCCACCAGUGAAUGAAAGUACGUUUAUCUUAACGUCUAUUUGCAAAAUGCUGGAGGUGUACUUACUUACAGAACCCGAUUAAUCCAUUUUUUUGCAAUGAUGGGUGGGUAGCGGAAAAAAAUGACGAGAACAUUUCCAGCUUCCUUGCUUCAAUCCCAGGCAGCAAGCUAAACCGCUUAAAUCUUCUUUUACUUCUAAUUGCUCUUCUUUUGAUUUGUUUUGCUAUCUUUUAUAGCGGCUAAUCCUUCCGCCGUGGAAGCAAAAUUUGCCCAGAACAAUACAGUGGUUGAAGAAGAAGCUGGAGCGGUUGUUGUUCCUGUAAUUCGUAACGGAAACAUCUUUUUAGCGUCAGUUUUACAGUAAGUCAACUUAUGAAACAUUUACUUUCUAGAAAUAUAUAUUUUUGCAUUGCAACCAUUGGACGAGACUGAGUGAAAUAACGAGAUUUAUCAGACGGGAAUAGACCACUAUUAUUGAUUGUUAUUCAUUCAAAAUGUUUUUCCGUCACUGAGUGCCUCCAAUCCCCAGAGCAACCUCUUCUCAUAACCAGCUCGCGUUGACCAAAUUUAGAAGACGUUUCUGGUAUCCAGUAAAGUGACGUCAUUAACAAUGGCUAUCCACCAAAGAAAGGACGGCAGCUGAGGAGCCUGGGGGACGAAGUUGUGUUAGCUAGUUGUUUUGGUAGGGCUGGAGAAAAUGGCGGUAGAUUUCACACGUUUUUACGAAGAAGAAAUUGUCGGACUUUUUGCUUAUAAAACUACCAAUAACAAAGUGAGCCGAAGAAGAGAGCAACAGAAGAUUGACGCCGAUCCCCGAGGUGGUCUUUACACGUUUUAUCCGUGUUAAGCGGACGAUAGGAAGUGUUUGACGAUCCAGACUCAGUCAGACGAAUUUAAAUGUGACAGACGUGAGACACUUAACUAACUUAACUCACUCAGUUGUGUUCGUUGCAUGAUAAAUUCGAGGUGUGGCGUUGGCCUUAAAGAACUAUUUAUAUAAUUUGACGUUAUCUAAAUCCUACCGUUUUAUCCAAGAAUAUUGCUGUAAACCUUAAUAACAAGACAGUAAGAAAAAGAGUGACUUGAGGCUUCCUGACGUUUUCAGACGGACAAGCUGUCCUUCUUCAGGGAAUUAAACAAAAAUCUUACCUUUUUUGUUCACCCUAAUUGUAAUGCAUUUAUUUAGAUUUAAUUCCAGCUACGGCGAUGCUGAAAUAAAUGUGGAUUUUGGUCAUCGGUUAAAUCAGGACAUUAUCUUUAAGCCUGGAGAGGUGUAUGCUGGUAUCCCUGUCAACAUUGUAAAUGAUUCUUUACCUGAAAACAACGAGGCUUUUCAUCUCACACUUACUACGUCAGACGAUGUCACUACAAUAACCACUGGCUUCACGACUGUUGUUAUUCAAGAUAAUGGUAUGUGUAGAAAUAACUAGUUAUGAAGGAAAACGUGUCAAAGAUACUCAUAUACAGUAUGAAAUCUUGAGGUUACAAAAAGGUUUCAAAAAGCUCAGUGGCGUCACAAUACAGCAAAAUACAAUGCGGAAGACUUUAUUGUAACAAGCACGUGACAGUUUAUAUUGACUUACUGCCCUGUCGCCCUCAAUAAAAUAAACAAAAGAUAUGAAAAAAUAUUAUAAAAGGAGCACAAAGCUAUUUUUUUCUCUUCAAAACACGCAAAUUUGCCUCCAAAAUUACGUGUCUGCCUAUCGCGGGGACAAAUUGACAAGUAUGACGUAGAAUGAUUUGCAAGGCUGGAGAAUAAAUUAACAACAUGGCGGCAAAUAGAAGGAUGAUUAUUUUUUAUAAUUCCCCAAUGAUCUUCAAAAUCUUCAUUUACUUUGCUAUACCUUCGUUACAGUCAGAUACAUCGCUUAAUAACUUAAAGCACAAAGCAAUGACCGGAAUCGGAAGAGAAGCCUGUGCAAAUCACCUAACGUCACAUGACGUCAUCAGCCUUUCUUUGAUCUUUACUCAUUCAUAGCGACAUUUCUGAGGAGGAAAAAGAGGUUUUUGGAGUUCCAAAAUUCAAGAAAAUUUUUUGAGACACAUUUCGAAAGUUUAGAGUUGUUAAUUAAACUUCACUAAGGACCAAAAUUAGUACCGUUUCAUGUACACUUAAAGCUCUCCAGCAAAUAGAGCUAGGCUUUUGGCAUUAGGAGCCGGUUUUCAAUGUUAAUGUUUUAGUAAACCCCAAGAGGAGACAUAUCUAUCAAUCAAUUUGAAGCAGCAAAUGAAAAAAUAUAAAGAGAUAUGUCCCACUUAAAAUCAACCAAUCAGUGAAAAAUCAUGUUAAUCAGUCAAUCCUUCCUCAAAGGCACCGCAGCGAAGUGGGCAUCGCCUGAAGAAGCACACGACGCAUGCCGGGUAUCGGUCUCAAGAAUGAAAGAUCAGACUUCGAAAUCACUUUACGAACAGAGUUAAAUCUUAUUUGAUUUAACUAAAAGAAUUCAAUCAGCCAUUAACAAUUUUUUUCAGAUAUCGAUGAAUGCGCUCUAGUGCCAUGCCAGAAUGGUGCUACUUGCACAGAUCUGCCGCUGAAUUACAGCUGUACAUGUGUCUUGGGUUUCACGGGAAGGAACUGCAGCAUCAGUGAGUAAAGAUCGUUGUUUUAUGAAAAAUCAUUCUUUCGUUUCUGGCUCAAUACGUUUUCUAAAGUAAACUGCAGCAUCUUUGUUUGCAAUCAGUUUUUAUUGGUUUCGGCCGGCUCUCAUAGUAUUGUGUUGUUAGGUAGUUUAAUGAUUGUUUUAAAACUAUUAUCAUGAGGAUUCUUGCUGAUAGUUUGUUUGUUCCCGAGUUUUCGCUCGUGCUUAGGGUCUCUUUAUGUUCAGGUUUGUAGAUCAAGGCUUAUCCGUAUUUGUGUUAACAGGUUUUUGAGUGUUACUACCUUUUACUGGGUUUGCCGACAUGAGUGUCAUUUAUCUUGUGUUUUAAUGAAGUUUGAUUGUCAGGCCUUGAAGUGGGUACGUUAAGGAUUAUAGCUGACCUGGAUUGGUACUCGAUGUAGGUGACCUACAUCUACUUCCUCUUUGGUAGAGCCUUGUGGGUUUAGUUAUGAAGGUUUUACUGUUUUUCUAGUUCUUGACUUAUAACCUCAUGAGUUUGCAGCCUCGUUCCCAGGGUUCUCUCCUACCUGUCCCUCGACGGGUAGGAGAGACAACCUGCGAACGAGGUUGAUGAGUUUGUUUUCCCACUUUGGUGAUCAACAGGCAAUUCGCUAAAGUUACUAGGGAAGGCGUUCGUAACAGUUUGGAGGUCACCAAGCCUGGUUAUGAAAGACCUGACCACGUUCCCACAUUUUAUUUAUUUAAGCCAAUGAGAGCGCCAAUAUUUGGUGCAGUUAAACGUAGUUGAGCCGUUGAAGUUGUAGAAGAGCGCGAGUGUUUUGCUGAUAGUCAUUUUUAAAGAAGAAGAAAAGGAUCCAAGCUGUGUAAGAGUGCUCUAACUAGUGAGUGGCUUACCCGGGCAAAGAACCCUUUUACAAUUGUUUGGAAAAUGGCUCCGAAGGGAAAGUUUAAGAUAUUUAACUAGAUAACGUUUGUAAAAGAUUCAAGCUGACUUAAAAAACCUUUUUAUCUACAGUUUAUAUACAGUUAAUGUCUAUACAAACUUUACAAAGUUUGUCUUUUCCCGUUAACAGACAUUGACGACUGCGUAGGAAACCCAUGCCAAAAGAAUGGUUCAUGUGUUGACCUUGUGCACGAUUACCGCUGCAGCUGUUCUACAGGUUACACUGGAAAGAAUUGUAGUGUUGGUAAGGAACUUGACCUAAUCAAAACAUUUUAUACAAGUAAUGUCUCAAGAAAAAGAAAGGAAGUAUCAGAUGAAAUAUUUUUCUGAAACUUAAAAUAUCGAUGUCACUCUUUUGGCGUUGACAAAGAAUCGAGUUGUGAACACGUGACAGAUAAGUAGUGGAUAUUUUGUUUAACAAGGUGCCCCACCCCCCACUCCGAGUAAAUAUAUUUGAAAACAACCACAAAAUCAUUAAGCGCAAAUCUUAGUGUGUUUGCUAUUCAUUUGCUUUGCAGAAAUUAACGAAUGUGAUUUCUCUCCGUGUAUGCACGGUGGCAUGUGUAAGGAUCUGUUGGCUGAUUACAACUGUACUUGCGCUCCCGGUUACACAGGAAAGAAUUGUAGUGUCGGUAAGGGCUCUUGUGAUUCAGAUAUAAGGAAUAUAAAAUCAUAUUAUGAAUGGCUAUUUUGACUGUGACUCAAUUCUGUUAUACUGAAUUUAUUUGUAAUUAAAAUAAAUACCGGCUAAUAAUCCUCUUUUUGAGGGGUUGCUGUAUUGGUAAAUAAUGAAUAAAUAAAUGUUUAAUGCCACUCUUUCUUAGUGAGCAAAUAACGAACUUAAAUUUGCAUGUAAAAAAACACACGGACUUCUCAAAUACCUCUCAAACAAUGAUAGAAGCAUGGUCCACCGGCGUUGAGUGAUAUGAAAGGCUACUACUCCAUUGGGACACGUUAUGGGUAAAGGCUUUCCUCUUUUCGCUUCAGAUAUUGAUGAAUGUAGCGUCUCACCUUGCAAAAACCGUGGCCAGUGCACUGAUAAAGUGAACGACUAUUCUUGCAAGUGUUCAGAAGGUUUUGAAGGAAAAGACUGUUCAACUGGUAAGUUUCAUCUUGGCUUUUUAGAGUUAGCGUAGCUUUCUCUUUCCUCUUUGGAUUUGCCAAACCUCUCAGUCAAUGUCAAAUGUGGGAACAAAUACUAGACAGCUGUGGCCUAAACCCCUUUCCAGAUACAUGUGAAAAAGCUGAAAGUUUGGUCCGUUAAUAUAACCGAUGUUAGGAUGUUAUCACACUCUAUUCGCGAGCGUCGGACAAGGAAUGAAAUCUCGAGUUCCCGACAAGAGGUGAGUCCUUAUCAUUCUAGACAAAGGGUAAGUCGGGCGCUCUAUUCUCCAAGCUUCGGAAAGAUGCACGGACAGCAGUCAAUCACUAGGCUACUGCUCAUAUAAAGUAUCAUGUUUGACAUAGCAACUUUAACAAUACUCUGAUAAUUAAGUACCGAUCAUUCCAUGUCAACGAAGAAAUUGCACUUCUCUUUUUCGCACUAAAAAUGCAUCCUUAUGUUUUCUUUGCAUGUUGUACUAAAUUAUACGAAUUCCUUUUUCACUUUCAGCCUCAGCUGCAACUGGAGAUAAUGAGAAAAGUAUGUCACGGAGCUGUAGGACCAUGUAGAGUGUUUCUAGUAUCCCCUAUCCAUUUACAUCGAGUCUACAAAAGUUAACCCCCCCCCCUCUAGUACGAGUCGCUUAAAGUUUAGCUUAUGACAUCCUCUAAUAGUGCCGCUUUUAUAAGCCCUUUAAAAGUGCCACUUAAGGGCGGGCCUGUUUUCAUGGAGUUGGGGAAUCUCAGGUAGGUGAGGUUAUCCGCCUGUCCAUAUAAUCGCUCCUUUUUAUUUGAUCACGUUUACAUGAUAGGUGAAGUGAUCAUAUGAGAAAUUAUAUGGACAGCCAGGUUAGCCCACCUAAUCGGGUUACCUCACCUGCCUGGGGUGCCCCUUUAAAGUGCAACUUCUAAGACCUCUUCAGAAAGUGUCACUUGCAAGGCCCAUUAAAAGUAAUUAAAGUAAUAUGUGAUCUUCUCAUUCACGGCUUCGAUUAUUACUGGACAUGUAUAAGAAUCCGACAGUGUGAAACAGCUUGGAAGAUAUCAUGUCUUUUCACAGACUUGUCAGUUUUUAAUGUAUUUAUUACCUGGGCGCACACGUGGAUGACGUGGAUAGUAAAGAAUUAUCAGAGAGCUUAAGCAAAAACGUUCAGUUAAGCGACGCACGUCAAACGGAAGUGAGCAUUUUGAAUUCUUGGGCGGUGGUUUUUACUCAAAUUUCACUCGCAAAUCUUCUCUUUAGGAGUAAAGACACUUAGCGUAGCAUCAAGGUAUGUUAAGAGAAAUGGCUUCACCUCCGGUUGACAUGCGUCGCUCAAAAACACCUGUACUUAAGCUUCCUAAAGUUUUGGUUGGCAAUAGACAGAAUUCGUAUUCCCCGACAGUCCUGGGAUAAGUGGGCCUUGAUCAUGAAUGCGAGGCUCAUGCAGGGACCCUCUCGCCAAGAGGACAAACAAAUAUGAAAAAAACUGCGGCUGAGUUUGCCGAAUUUAAGGAAAAUUUUUAACAUUGUAAAGUUCCGAAGGGCUUACAUACUUGAGAGAUCAUUAUUUUAAACGACAAAAGGAAGAACUGCUCAUUAUUACCAAGAAAAACAGCGAUCCUAACCAUAAUUAUAUUGAUGAGAAGAGUGCUUGGUGAGCGAGUUUAUGAUUUAAUAUAAACAGAGAUGUUCUUAAAAUCCCCGAAGCCAUUUUAAUUGUAAUUUUCAGUGUCCUUUAAACUUUUUGAAGGAUACCUUUAUUGAAAUGGACGUAAUUAUCGAAAGCCUGCUAUAAAGUUAACGGUGGUGUUAUCUCACCUACUUUGCAGUUGAAAUUUUCUAACAGAGCGGCUGCAAAAUCUUGAAUUUGUAAUUGAAGUUAAACCGGUUUGAACAAAGAUGACUAGGUAAAGUUUAUUUUUAAAUUUAAGUUACAUUAUCUUCGAUAACAACUGUGCGAGAGUUCAAAAAGUGCACGCAGUUGAACACAGAAUUUGGUACAAACGAUAAUACUGAGCAGUUUAAACUCCACACUACAGAUACACACAAGAGAAAAAGAAUAAGAAUAAGAAUAAAAUUUUAUAAAAAGGAUUCGAGUAUUGACAUUUUGACACAAUAUACCAUUUUCUUGAUUACUCCUUGUUUCUUCUUUUAGCUUCGUGGCUUUUUAACUUGUGCUGUUAGUACGACCAGCUCUUCCCACUGUUUUGCUUUUUGAAACAGAUAUCCCUUUAGCUUACCCGGAAGGUUUCAGCUUUUAAUUCUUGCAGUUUGUUGCUGAUUUCUAUCGUUUUGCAGCGAUUCAGCAGCGACUAACCAAUGUUUGUUUGUGUUUUUGCUAAAACGUUCCCCGCUUUAGCCUCGCAAUCAUGCUGUGAAGUCUCUCGUCUCAGGGCCGUCGGGGAAUACGAAUAUCGUCUAUUCAGUCAGUUACUACAGAGAUGAGUCUACCAACAGUCUAUCAAAAAAACAGCUAGUGGCCUAAAGCUCAACUUUAAAGCAAUUCUUCUUCCAGAACUGUUACGCAUUCUCUUCUGGGCUUGUAUUGGAGCAUUGGCUGUUUCCUUACUGGCAUUAAUCAUUGCUGUGUUGUAUUUCCAUCACAAGUAAGUACCCGGAUUACAAAAGGACGACUCUUGUUUUACAGUCUUUUGUAUAGGUAUGAGUGGUUGUUUGCGCUGAUUUACAGUUUGCCAAAGCGUACCAAAACAGUUACGGAAAUUUUUUUGGUAGUUUUUUAAAUAUCAGUGUCAGGAAAGUUAAAUAUUUUCUGCUGGCGCAAUUUUCAUCCCUACUCAGCACUCAUUUCCCCUUUAGCUUUUCCUAGAAUGUAGAAAGACACCAUGGAACAAAGCUGAGACACCACUACAGGAAAACUUCGCCCAGUGAGACUAGAGCUCCUUACUAUGCUUCUUUUCAGUCGCAAAACAAUUAGGUAAAUAGGUACUGUAGAGUAUUUUGAAAUGAAACAAUUGAUGAAAUCUUUUUACAGGUUGAAAGGAGCAGGUAACGCCGGGAAGGCACGAACCACAAGAAAUGGAUAUACUUCGUACGAUGGCGUCUCUACAUUAUAGAAAUUCUAGAACGAAGGCGAGUUCUGGAUGAUGCUAAAGAUUUUCUCUGCAAGUUUAGGUGUAUAUGCAAACGAGCAAGUAAACACGAGACGUGACGUCAUACUGUCCCUAGGACUGAAUCACUAAUUUCCUUGGAGCCAUCUUUCCCCUGACUUUUUUAAUGUUUUCUUUCCUUUUCUUUUAUUUUGUUGUUGGUUUUUUUUUUUUGCGUUACUUGUAAAAAGGACAAUAAAGAUGUACUAUUUUGAUAAAACG
Messenger RNA from Porites lobata, 24996 nucleotides. The record is from the annotation of a GenBank genome assembly. Lineage: Eukaryota; Metazoa; Cnidaria; Anthozoa; Scleractinia; Poritidae.